Molecule: messenger RNA, 3307 nt
Organism: Pollicipes pollicipes
Lineage: Eukaryota; Metazoa; Arthropoda; Thecostraca; Pollicipedomorpha; Pollicipedidae
Product: MAM and LDL-receptor class A domain-containing protein 1
Exons: 13
Coding region: 238-2751 (837 amino acids)
Cellular component (GO): membrane
Source: RefSeq, a predicted model, not a curated record
CGGCGGUGACGGUGACGAGUCCGUCCACACGUGGCCCAGCUCCCGCCUGCGCUGUUCGGUGCGGCUCCGCGUGCGGCGGCGUACCAUCCACCGGCCGCUCUGGUGACAGUGACGGCUCCCGGAUUGGGCAGGCUGACGGUGACGGGGCCGCCUGGUGCAGCAGUGGACAGACGACCUCGGGACAGGCCGACUCCGCCGGCGACUGCUCGGCGCGCGCCCGGCCGGCGCGGAGGCGAAAUGCGGCCGAGUUUGCAGCAGGUGCUGUCAGCCGCGCUGCUCCCGGCGCUGCUGGUGACGCCGGCGCUGGGAGAGCUCACGCCAGAGGACGAGGACCUGGGGGCGCUGCUGGGUUCGUUGUCGGAGGACGAACUGCUGAGCGAGGAUGGGGCGAGCCGCAGCCGGCGCCAGGCAGACGAGGGCUCUGGCGACGGACCCGACCCUACAUCACCGAACGAGGGGAGUCCGACCAGGCCAGUGGCGGGCUCGGAUCAGGAAGGCAGCCUGGAAUGUGACUUUGGCCGCGCUGACGAAGCCACCCUGUGCGACUACACCAACCAGAAGGGGUCGACCUUGACGUGGCGAGCCACGACCGGCCGCUUCGGCAACUGGCUGGGAGGACCGCACGCGGACGCCGAGGACAGCGAGGACGGCGGGUACGCGCUCUUCGAGACGUCUCAUCGUCCGGAGCGCUCGAGCGGUGUCAACACGGAGUCGGCCCUGCUGCGCAGCCCCCUGCGGCCGCCGACACCAGCCGGCGGACAGUGCAUCCGGUUCCAAUACAACAUACUGGGCCUGAGCGCCGACCGGCUGCGGCUGGUGCUGCACCCUGUCGGCGAAGAGGAGAAGCAGGGCGCUCCGGCGGAUCACCGCCAGGAUUUGGUGCUCUGGAGCAGCGCCGAGUCGGACGAGGGCUGGCAACAGGUCAUGCUGCUCUACAGCUACGGCGGCCAGUACAAGCUGGUGUUUGAGGCGAUCCCGCGCAUCCGGCUGCCGGAGAGCGAGUACCGCGGCCACGUCGCCGUCGAUGCGGUGAGGGCCGUCAGGAGCGCCGCCUGCCGAGGCCACUGCACCUUCGACGGCGGGCUCUGCGGCUGGCGCCAGGACGACAGCGACGACUUCCAAUGGACGCUCAGCCGUGGCAGCCUCACCCCAAAGACGGGACCACGCACGGACCACGGCAGCGAGGUGCUGGGCGGCACGGCCGGCGGCUACGCCUUCGCCAACUCGGCCUUCCCGCGUCAGCCCGGUGACCGGUCGCGUCUGCUCAGCCCCAAGCUGCCGGCCACCGGCGCCGACGGCCCGCUCUGCUUCCGCUUCUGGACCUACAUGUUCGGCUCGGGCGUGGGCACGCUCAGGGUGCUACGGCUCGAGGGUGACGAGGAGACGGAGCUCUGGCGGCUCUCUGGCUCGGCCGGCAAACAGUGGUACCAGGGGCAGGUGCCUGUGGCGGCAGACAGGUCGUUCACGCUGGCGAUCGAGGCGCAGCUCAGUGCGACGAGGCUGGGGGACAUCGCCAUCGACGACGUGUCGCUGAUGCCGGGUCUGUGCUCCGCGGCACCGCAGGUGGCCGCUGUCGAGACCAUCGGAUGCACUUUCGAGGUGGACGACUGCGGCUGGACAAGCUCUGAGGUUGACUCGCGGCUGCGCCGGCGCGGCUGGGAGCGCGUGCCGGCGGCCAACGGCGCGCUACCGGCCGCCGACCACACGCUCCGGCUGCCCUCGGGCCACAUGAUGAGCCUGGUGUACAGCGGGCCGCAGCGGCCGGGACAAACCAGCAGCGUCGCCUCACCGCCCGUCACCGGCAGCGAACGCGCCAAGUGCCUGACCUUCUGGUACUACAUGGACGAGCUGGUACCCCGGUCAGCGGGCGCCCGGCUGGGCAGCCUCAGGGCAUCGGCCGUAUACACCGACGAACAAGGCAAGGAGCAGACGGUGCAGCUGUGGCGUCUCAACAACGCUCAGCAGCCGCAGUGGCUGUUGGGGCAGGCGCCCGUAACCAUGACGCGCGACUACAAGAUCGUGUUUGAAGGCACGUGGGGCGGCAGCACCAAGGGCACGAUCGCGCUGGACGACAUCAUCCUGCUAAACGGUGCGUGCCAGCAGCAGCCGGCGCAGUCGGCGGCGGCGGCCAGCGAAUGCGACUUCCAGCAGGGCUCGUGCGGCUGGCGCAACACCACCUCCGACUCGGAGACGCAGCAGCGCUGGCGGCCGGCGAGCGAGCUCUUGCGCCCGCUCCUGCUCGCCGAUCACACAUUCCGCGCGCCCACCGGCUACCUCUACUUCGACGUGUACAGCCCGCAGGACCGGCGGGUGCGGCUACGUCUGCAGUCACCGCCGCUCGACCUCGGCGACGGCCGCGAGCAGCGCGCUUGCGUCCGCUUCUGGUUCGCGACCAUCUCGCACUCGUCUGCCGCGCGGCUGCGCGUGCUCUACUCGCUCGUCUCGGCGACGGAGGACGACGCGGGGGAGGGCGCCGACGACGAGGCCGACGAGCGCGAGGUGUGGUCGCUGCGAGCGUCCGAUGCCGACGCCGGUCGCAUGACGUGGCUGAACGGCGAGGCGGCUGUGCCCGCCGACAGCGGUCGCUUCCGCGUCACGUUCGAGGGCAGCGCCAGCGACCGCGGCUUCGCCCUCGAUGACGUCACCGUCAGGCCGGGCGCGUGUCGAGUGCGCCCGCCGGCGGCCGCCCCUGCUCAGAACAGCCCGGGUGAUAACGAGAACCAGGACGACUCGGGUGAAAGCAAGCAGUAAUCCCUGCUGCCGCGGACGCACGUGGAGAACAGCUCGAAGACCUGCAGAGGGUGUCAGGGAGGGCCUUGUCGCCUUGAUCGGUGGAAGGCGCUGGUCCUGAGGAGAGGCUGUGCGAUGGGGACGUCUAGUCGAGACACCGUCUGUGAAAUGUGCCGGAACGUUGCGCAGUCGGUUCUACACCAAGCCAUUGAAGCUCUCGCGCGUCGGGGCCCUCCGGUCAAUCAGCGCGGUUUGCGUCUGGAUGUCACCCAAUCAGCAUACUUGUGCAGAAACGGCAACAAAUCAGCAUGAUUCGCGUCGCCGCACCGACAAAUCGGCGCUACCUAAGUGGCAUCGUUUACCUGUGUCAGGGAGCAUUUGUAUUUACCACACCAUUAAAAUGGUUGCCACCUGCGUAGCGUGUAGGAUAAACAUGUACCAAUAACCCAUGUAACACUAGCAGGCAGCUUAUUCAUGCCAUUCGAGCAAGCACAGCAGCCAACAGGCGAUCCGUUAACACGCACCCGGGCGGCCGGCUAGAUACCCUUCGCUCGGGUGGGGUGGGCGGUGAGUUUGA